AUGCAACUAACCCAGCCAAGCGAUCUAAGCCAGCAAAGCCUCCCAAGCCAAUUAAUCAACCCUACCCAGCCAACGCAGCCGACCCAACAAAGUGACACUAAUCAAUUCCCAACCCAAUCUGGGACCCCCGCCAGUAUCCAAUCGAAUCCGUCCGUGCGAUCGGCCGCUGCUACUGCAUCCAAGCGUCCUGGGAGGCAAAAGGGAUCAUUUGGAUACACCACUCCAGACUGCUUGGCUCUGGUGAAUGCAGUCAAGAUGUAUCUCCCUUUGGGCUCCCAGGAGUGGGGAUAUGUUCAAGUGGAAUUCAAUAAAUACGCACAGGAGAGUGGUCGACCAACCAGAGAGGCCGAUGCUUUAAAGCUCAAAUUCCGAGCCUUAGCAAACCAGACAAAACCGACAGGUGAUGCGGACUGUCCAUCAUAUGUUUGCGAGGCCAAAGCGACUCAAGUAUCGAUCGACAGACGAGCUCAUGUUAUCUCUUGUAACGAUACUGAAAAUACAAAUAACGGGAAUGAUAUUGAAGGAGGAGUUGACGGUUUGAUGCAGGAGAAUGAAUUACCCGAGUCGGACUUAGAUGGAAACGAGGAUACACUUCCUGACCCUCUCGAUCUAACCUCACCUCCGUCGACAAACCCUGCCGAGCAAUCUCGAUCAGACAACUCUGGACCGAACUCACGAUGCUUUAGCGCGUGGAACCAAAGGUUGUCAACCGGUGGUUCAGGUUCAGGUUCUCACCAAAAUCCUUUGGUGAAUCGACCAGACACUCGGGUGCGAUCAGAUGGCCCUUACAGGGGCGCAGCGCAAUCCAGAAGGCCUGGUCAGCCUCCUGCCGAACUUGAAAAUAACAUGAUUUCGUUCUUUGAUCCUCAAGCGCGUGAGGUACGCGAUCAUGAACGCAGCAUCUCGCAAUUCUAUGCGGUUGCUUUGCAGGAUUCUCGUGCGGCAAAUGUUCGUCUAGAAGCAGAGAUAAGAGAACUACGCGAUGGGGAUAAAGGUCAAGCAAACCAAUUAAGGAUCGAAAACGAUCGACUCAAGGAGAAGUUAACCGCGCAACAAUUCGAGAUCCAAGGACUUAAGAACGAGAUCAAGUUUUUGCAAUUGCGAAUCGAUUUUGCCGGUAAUACUCAGUCACGUCCAUCUCAACCGCCCAACACAUCCCUUGACACUGGGGGUUGAUAAACGCAAGCCAACCCCCCUUGCGCACGCCAAACUGCACGCCAGGCGCAGAUUGGCG
This is a messenger RNA of Puccinia graminis f. sp. tritici CRL 75-36-700-3, 1234 nucleotides long. RefSeq lists its product as uncharacterized. The coding region runs from base 1 to 1176 and encodes 391 amino acids. The record is from RefSeq and is a predicted model, not a curated record. NCBI's taxonomy places the organism in Eukaryota, Fungi, Basidiomycota, Pucciniomycetes, Pucciniales, Pucciniaceae. The transcript is spliced from 2 exons.